AUGACUUCCACCGCGGUGACCGCGCUCGAGCGCAUUGACCGAAUCCAGACAUCCUCCGCCAAGGAGGAAUAUGGCAAGGUCUCCGAAAAGUUCGUCAACGAGCUUAAGGGCGCGACGCUCUUCCAGCACGACUGGGGCGGUCUUUUGGGCGCGGCCCCCACGGCCUUGUCGUUGAUGGGGUCUUGUUGGCUCGCCGCCUCCAACCCAACGGCCGAGAAGAUAUCGCUUGCCAAGUCCAAGCCCGUUGAUGGCUUCAAGUACAUGAACAAUGUGCCGAACCCGACGUUGCGGUCGUGUCUCGUGGAUGUCUGCAAUAACGGCGGGCGGGAGGCCUUCACCGUGGCCGGGGAGAACAUGGACGCACUGCGGCUAACCAGCAUACGUAUCUGUGACGAGCGCAUCCCCUGGGUCUUUCGCCGUCUCGGCCCCUGCACGAAGGGCCAGGACCAAUACGAAGACUUCAAGGACGCGCUUGAGGACUUCUCCAACGACGCCAAGACGUGUGCCAAGUUGGCCACCGCCAUGCGCGAGGCGUUUAGCAAGUGGGGCAAGAUGGUUGGUGAGCUGCACUCCGUGGCCGAGAACCAGGAAGGGCUCACGGCCAUCGACGAAGAGAGGACACGCGUGGACGAGGCCGUGGCUGAGAUUGAGAAGUCGCACACUAGUGACGCCCUAGAAGAUGUCAAGAAGCAGGUCACGCGCGCGGCCAAGAACGUGGAUAAGCAGCAGCAGAACCUGGACACCAUGAUCGACAAGGUACCCGGCCCUUGGGCGACCGUUCUGCAGACGGCCGUCACCAGUUUUGCCCAGGCCCUUCCCAGCAUUGUGGGAGGUGUUGUGGCGGCUAAGACGGGGGGUGCCGCUCUUGUGGCGGGUGCUGCUGCGAAUGCUGUCGGUACCGCAGCUGGUGGGCAGAACGGGGCCGCGGCUUCAUCGACGGGCACGGCGACGGCCAAGUCCUCAACCACCACUCCCACGGACCCCUCCUACGCUACGGCCGCAACUGUCCAGAACCUUGUGAACCACUUCUACAUCUUCCUCGGCGGUGAAAAGGGCAAGAUCCAGUGGGACAAGUUCAAGGAGACACCAACCAAAUCCAAGGACUCCACCGACGCCGACGACAAGACUAAGGACGGUGACGACGUUCCCCAGGGCUUAGCCUACAUCUUGGGCACGCUCAAGGGCCAAAAGGCCAACAUCGACGUAACCAACACGGAGCCGAACAAGAAGCUCCUGGGCGCGUACGACUCGUUGAUCAAGCUGGCCACGGAGCUGCAGACCCAUCUUCGCAAGCAGAACGAGCUCAAUUCGUCGCUCGACCCGGCCGAAUCCGUGUCCAAGGAGUGGAAGGCCACCUGCCUCAAAGCCCGUGAUGAUAUCAUCGAGCUCGCGGCCGUGGCCAAGACCAGCGGCUCGACCAGCGUUCCCCAGGCCUUUGGUGGCGUCCAGAUCCCACCACCAGAUCUUUCGGCCCAGACCGCCCAGCUCAACUCGGCCAUGCAAGGCGUGCAAAUUGCCCAGCAGGCGCUCGACAACGCCGAGAAGGCCUACGAUGCCGCGGUUGACAAGCAAGAAAAGGUCGCCAAGGCCAUGGCCGCGAUCCAGGCCAAGCUCACCAAGCUGGCCAAGACGGGUCAAACGCUCGAGGAGAUCAAGAAGGUCCUGCGCGACUGUAUCGCCGUGCUGGCCGACCUGAUAGUGCAGAUUACCCGCCUCGAGCGCUUCUUCAUCCUGCUGACCACCGUCAUCGACGUGCUCGUCAUGCCGCGCGCCAACGACUUUGAAAAGGCGCUCGACAAGACCGCUAAGCGCACCCUGCGCUCCGGCGUCCUCCUCGUCGACGACAUCAACAAGCAGGGUAUCUACACCUCCACCCUCCAGCUCAAGGCCUACUUCUCGCUCCUCCAGGACAUCUCGCAGAUGUACUCCAUCGUCCACCGUGACCACAUUGUCGGUGGCGUCGAGCUUUGCUACGAGCUGUCCAAAGGCACAUCACGCAACGACGGCAUGCCGGACCUGCAGGCCAAGCUGGCCGCCUACACUGAGAACGCGUCGAAGAAGGUGGCCACCAUGGUCUCGGCCAAGCAGCAGGAGAUGCUGCGCACGUUGCGGGAGCGCGCACGCCGGGCGGAAGCGGAGACGAGGCAGAUCGAAGAGGAAAUGCGGCAGCUGGGCGUACAGGCGCUGGAUGCGUCGGCCAGGCGGGCGAUCGAGUCGGGGGCGAAAAAUCAGCAGCAGCAGGCGACCGAGGUGCUGCGGCAAAAGGUCAGCGAGACGAGGGUCACUGUGGAGAGGACGGUGCUCAGGUCCGAGGACGUGGACGCCAAUGACCUCUAA
This is a messenger RNA of Dichotomopilus funicola, 2337 nucleotides long. RefSeq lists its product as uncharacterized. Bases 1 to 2337 code for a protein of 778 amino acids. NCBI's taxonomy places the organism in Eukaryota, Fungi, Ascomycota, Sordariomycetes, Sordariales, Chaetomiaceae. The transcript has 2 exons. The record is from RefSeq and is a predicted model, not a curated record.